UCAGAGGGUUGGAGGCAAAGCCUCUCCGCAGUCCUGCCGUGUCCUGAGGAUCAAACCCCGCCCCAAGGUCACAAGAGGGGCCCCAAAGGGCCCCGGAGGUGGUCAUGGGCGCCAUUUUUUGCUGCUGCUGCUCCAGCAAGGAGGAUGACGAAAAGACGGAGCAGAAAUUUGCCAAGGGCGGCGACAAGGAUAUCUCUGGGGGCCCAGUGAAGAAUCGGCAUUGCACAGACCUCCUGUGCCUCAUCCUCUUCAUUGUGCACUGGGGUGCCUUCUGCGCGGUGAUCUUUGUAGGCAUGCAAGACGGGGAGCCCGCGAAGCUGUAUCAGCCGCGCGAUUUCAAAGGCGACUACUGUGACCUGGGGUCCUUGGUGGGAGCAACAAAGCUCCUGAGGACGCUCAACGUCUCAGCGACGGUGGACGAGGUCGCGAAGCAGCUGAUCUGCUCUACCGCAGCCGAGAAUGCCCUGUCGGGUGUGAUGACUACCGCGCAGAUGGACGAGUACCGCUGCGCCUGCUGCAAGAUGCCCUGCGCCAACUGCGAGAGCAACCUGGGCCUCGAAGACCUGCAGGACGGCGCGUCUUUGUCCAGCGCCAUCGGCACCAGGAUGUCGGAGUUCACGGACCCCACGAAGGCGGCGACGCUCUUCAGCAGCGGCAGCGCCAACGCGAUGUCCUUCAGCGCGGAGGACGUCUUCGGAGAGAUGACCAAGUUUAUGGUGGCAACGUGCUUGAACCAGACCUCCUGUGCGGCCCCCACCGUAAACACCACCACCUCAGGCGCCCGCAGCUACGUGUACUCCCCGACCCCAACAGAGCCCUGGAAGUUCGCGUGGGACGUGCUGGCCAGCAACGCGGGCAUUCCAGCGGACAUCAAGGACACCAUCAACAACGAUUUCACCUUCACGGCACUUCCGGAGGAGGUAUGUCCCUACCACCAGCGCUACUGCAUCCCCUUCCCUGGUGUGGCCUUUGCAGAGGGCUCCUUGAGCCAGUGCAUCCCCAAAGUGGACGCGGGCGUCACGGCGGUGCUCGGGGAGGCCAUGUCCUCCGCCCUCCAAGGUGCCAGCGAGCAAGCUCUGCGGCUUAUGGACUCCAGUUCCGGCGUCUUCGGCGAGAUGAUGUCCACCAUGGAUUCCUUCUGCGUGGUGCUCUUCUUCUCCUUCGUCAUCGGCUUGGUCUUCCUGGUCUUGCUGCGCUUCGUGGUGGGCGUCGUGGUCUGGGCCUCCGUCUUUCUGGUAGCCGCGGGCUUUGCCUUCGGAGGCCUCAUGAUGUACAUCCGCUCCUUCCAGUGCAGCGGGGCUGGGAUCCUCGAGACGGGCUUCAGCACAGGCGUGCAGGUGGUUACCACGGUGGCGGUGGCCGCGCAAGACGCUGUGUCGGGCACCACGCUCAGCGAGGCCAUGACGGGCAACGGCCAGGACUACCGGGGCGGCCAGCGCUACACGCGGAGUCUCUACCAGUGCCAACAUUGGGACAAAGACAGCCCACACGUCAUCAGCUACAACCUCACAGCGUACCCCGAGCUCCAGCAGAACUACUGUCGCAACCCCGACGGCUUGGCCCAGACGAUCUGGUGCUACACCACCGACAAGAACAAGCAGUGGGAGCUCUGCGACCCAGUGGGCUUGGCUUUGCCCGAGUGCACCAAAGGCUACGCGGUGGAGGAUGGGACUUUACGCGACGUGUUGAAGGCCUUCGCCUACAUCAUUUGGGCCUUCGGGGGCAUUUGGAUCAUCGCGGUGUGCUUCCUGCAGAAGCGGAUCCGGCUGGCGGUGGCGGUGAACAAGGUGGCAGCGCAGUUCGUGUACAACAAUCCGACCAUCCUCGCGGUACCAGUUGUCCAGAUCGCCAUUGGAUUUGCCUGGCUUCUGAUCUGGAUCGUGUGCGCCUCCUUCCUCCUCUCGCAAGUGCCGGCGGCCUACACGCCAACGGACUCCUUUGCCACCUACAUGGAAGCGUUUGGCAAUGACACCACCCCCGGUGCCUGCACCGACAAGUGGCCCAGCGGCACCGUAUGGAAGUACGAGGGCGACCUCAGCUCUGCGAACGACACCUGCUCCGGAGUGUACGGCGACACCACCGGCAUGGAGCCGAAGUGCUGGCGCUGCUACCCGCCUCGCUACGCCUUUGACUACAAGUUCGCGGGUGCUUUCUUUACCCUGCUGUGGAACAACGCCUUCCUGGUGGCGUUGGGCCAGCUUAUUGUGGCGGGCGCCUGCGCGCAGUGGUUCUUCACCUCCGAUGAGCGCCGCGGCAAGGAGAACGUGAUUCGCCAGUCCCUUCGCAUCGCCUUCCGCUACCACUUGGGCACGGUCGCCUUUGGUGCCUUCAUCCUGGCGCUGGUCCAGUUCAUCAGGUAUCUCUGCAAGUACUUUGAGAAACAGGCGUCGGCGCAGAAGAACCGGGUGAUGGCCCUAGUGCUCCGAGUGCUGGGAUGCGUCAUUUGGAUCAUCGAGAAGUGCAUCAAGUUCCUCAACAAGAAUGCGUACAUUCAGGUGGCGCUGAUGGGCACCAACUUCUGCACCUCCGCGAAGAACGCCUUCCAGCUGAUUCUCCGCAACAUGGUCCGCUUUGGUGUCGUGGCGAUUCUGGGCACGGUCAUCCAUUUCAUCGGCUGGACGGUGAUCACGAUCACCACUGCGGUGGUGGGGUACUUUAUCUUUCAGGCCUUCCAUCCUGACGCGGACCCCUUGCUGCCGAUGCUGACUUACAUUGCUGCCGGGUACAUGGUAGCGCACUUGUUCAUGAGCGUCUUCGGCCUCGGGGUGGACACCUCCCUGCAGUGCUUCAUCGCCGCGGAGGAGAUGGGCAUCGCUGAGGAGUACGUGCCAGAUGCGCUGAAGACCUUGGUGGAUAAAAACCCGGGCAAGAAGAAGUGGGGCUUGUUCUCCAAGAAGGUGGCUCCAGCGUAGAGCCUCAGAAGGAGAGCGGGGGACUCUCAGCGCUGAAACGGCCGCCUAGCUGGUGGUAGGGAGUUCUCCGACGGGGUAGCAAGAUCCAGUCGACGUGCAAGGUUUCACCGGCAGUCGCCACCACGAGGGGUCCUGAACCCAAAGCCGGGUGUCAACAGGGCGGCAUCUCUCCUCAGAAUGCCGAGC
Molecule: messenger RNA, 3098 nt
Organism: Effrenium voratum
Lineage: Eukaryota; Dinophyceae; Suessiales; Symbiodiniaceae
Source: the annotation of a GenBank genome assembly